AAACAAUAGAUUGUUAAGCAACAAUGAAGCUACACAUAGUCCAGCUGGUGCUAUGUUUAGGUCUUAACUUGGCCUUGGCCAAGCAUAAGGAGACAGGACGUUUGAUUUCUUUCGGAAGUUCGGAACCUGCUGCCCCUUCGCCGGAGUAUAAAAAUGUGCCUUAUUAUCCCCCUCCAUAUCCCUCACCUUGCGGUUGUGCGCCGGGUUUGCCAGGACCACCUGGUCCACCAGGUCCUCCUGGUCUUCCUGGUAGUCCCGGUGAAAAAGGUGAUCGCGGAGAUACAGGUUAUCCUGGACAUAUUGGUAGACCAGGUAAACCUGGUCGUCCUGGAGUUCCCGGUAAUGCCGGACCACCAGGUCGUCCUGGUCGUCCGGGUCAGCCAGGUGCUCAGGGUCCUGUUGGGCCUCCAGGUCAUCAUGGCGGUCAUGGACACUAUCCAGUGCCUCCAGUAGUUGUACAGCCACCAGCACCGGUAUAUCCACCUCCAUAUCACGGGGGUGGUGGUAAUCAUGAGCACCAUCAUCACCAUCAUAAUUCAAAUAACCAACCCCAAAUAAUUGUACCCACCCAAGCACCUGUUCAUCCACCCAUAUACCAUCCACCUAUACGCCCACAUCCACCACCAGCUGCUCCCCCCGCACAACCACCUAUUAUUAUUUUCACUCCUGGCAGUUCCAGUAGUAGUAGUUCUAGCGCUGGCGGCGGAGGAGGUGGUGGCGGUGGUAGCAGUGGUUCCACUAGUACUGUGCGCACAACUACAAGAGCUCCAGCAACCACUAAAAAACCUGCUGCCAACAAUAGAAUUGUAUAUUUUGAUGGCAGCAAAUAUACCAACUAUCUGGAUGAAGAAAUUGAUCCAUAUAGGGAAGACCAUAACAAAGUAAAUGUAGGGCACCAGCAAAUGGUCGUGCACAAAUAUAAACAACGACCAAAUUACGCUGUAACACCAGCUGAAGAUGAUUCGGAUAUUGUACAACAUUAUCCAGAGGAUUCAGGGGAUCAGGAAGACAUUACAGGCGCAAAUGAAGAGUUUGAAAGUGUGUCACAUGCAGAAGGUAAGCCUGGUGAUAAUUACGGACAUAAAAACCCCAAUAGACAACCUGUAAAUCCGCAUACAUCUCACAAACAAGUAAUCAAUAGCGGUCAUGUAAGCAAAUAUCCACAAGGUGUUGCAGUAAUGGAAAGUACCCAAGUAUCAGGUCAUAUUAACUACGCUGUUGAUAACCAUAAUAGACAACCUGUAAGUCAACAUGUGGCAACUAAUGGUAAUGGAAGUAAGCAUCCCAUUGGACAAGAUCAAAAAGAAAAUCAAUACAAUAACUAUAAAAAAGAAGUGAUUAACAAUCACAAGCAUGUUGUUAAUACUUACAACAAUAACAACAACAAUAAUAACAAUAACAACAAUAAUAAUAACAACAACAAUAAUAAUCAUAAUAACAACAAUAAUAAUCAUAAUAACAAUAAUAAUAAUCACAAUAACAACAAUAAUAAUCAUAAUAACAACAAUAAUAAUCAAAACAACAACAAUAACAACGAAGGCGUUCAGACAAUGGAACAACCUACGUAUCAGGAGCAAAUUGACGCCAACUACCAAACCAAUGAUCAACAAAAUAUCGAAGUUGAAUCAGAAGCACCAGAAGAUAACAAUGAAGAACCAAUGGAAGUUUUAGCUGAAGUUGAAAAUUCCCAGGAAAUGCCUGCCACCGUUAAUAACUAUAAUCAUAUUCAUGGACAUUAUGGAACACCUGGAAAUGUAAAUGUGGUCAACAAUAAUAUUGCAAAUAAAUAUCCAAACUCAUAUAGUCCACAAGAACAACACUAUGAUAAGCAACCUCAUAAACAAAUAGUUAACAAUAAUAUUGUUCAACAAGUUGAGCCAACUUUAAAUUAUGAUAAAACUCCUGAGGAAUAUGAAUCCACGUUAACGCAAAAUAAUGAAGAAGAAGACAUUGAAGAAACUCAAGAACAAAAUCAAAACUAUGGCAUACAUCAAGAAAUUGAAAAUAGACCAGAUGUUGAUAGUCCUGCAGAUAUUCCCGACAAUAAUAAUUACAGUUACGGCAGUAGUUAUGGUCAACCUAUAUAUAAUAGAAAUCCAGGUCAAUCUCCAGUGCCACAGGUUUAUAAACCAGUUAAAGGAACAAAGCGCUCUAAAGGUCAUCGUCGUCAAUAAAUGGAAAAAUUAUUAAAUUAAAAAAA
Lucilia sericata (common green bottle fly) is the source of this 2200-nucleotide messenger RNA. RefSeq names its product homeobox protein 2-like. Lineage: Eukaryota; Metazoa; Arthropoda; Insecta; Diptera; Calliphoridae. The transcript has 2 exons. The record is from RefSeq and is a predicted model, not a curated record. The coding region runs from base 24 to 2174 and encodes 716 amino acids.